Aspergillus alliaceus is the source of this 598-nucleotide messenger RNA. RefSeq lists its product as uncharacterized. NCBI's taxonomy places the organism in Eukaryota, Fungi, Ascomycota, Eurotiomycetes, Eurotiales, Aspergillaceae. The record is from RefSeq and is a predicted model, not a curated record. The coding region runs from base 75 to 455 and encodes 126 amino acids. The transcript has a single exon.
GUUUAGUCGAUAAAUUACCUUAACAUUCCCAUCCGUCCAGAAGAAGGUCCCCACUUUCGCUGCCAAAUCGCCCAAUGGAACCAUGGGAAGGGGACGCUUUUUCCCUCCAGAACCUCACCUCAUCUCCUACCCUUACACUUUACUGUUCCUACUCUGUGAACCUUCCACGGACACUAAACCGUGACGACUUCUUCUUCUUCUCCUUCUUCUUCUCCUCUUGUCCUUUCCCUCCCCCCGUCACCUUUCUUCUGUUUGACGCUGGUCGACGUGCUUUGUUUCUAUUGUUUUAUUCUUUGGUAUUCUUAUUCCUACUCACCACUGGUGAUUUUGGAAUCUACUCCCUCUUCUGUUUUCUCGUUCUCCCCCUCAUUUCCACCCUCUUUCCGACCAAGCUUUUUUUUUCUUUAAUUCCCUUUUCCCUCCCUGUUCCAUUGCGACCCCGUGACUUCCCAUAGCUUUUCUUGCGAUCUUUUUAUCCCGGUCUUCUUGACGCUUCCCCCUCUGUCCUUUUUCUUUCUCCCGACUAGGUCGUUCUUCUCUACGCGCAGGCGGUGUGUGCGUGUGCUGUGGCUUCUCCCCGUCUAUCUUUCUACGGCUC